GACAGCUUAGCACAGCUGAGUCGGACAGCAUCAAUACUGCAUGCAAUCUCCCUUCAGGAGGGUCAGGAUCCCGGACUGACUGCGAAGGGUAAAACUCCUGAGAAGCGGAUGAAGAAACUCCUCCUGCUUCGGUUCACAUACAGAGGACUUGUCAGAAAAGGGAAAAAGAGCAAAAGAAGAAAAUGGCAAAUUUUAAUUUGCGGAAGGCCCAACCAAAUGAUGUACCAGACAUAUUACGACUCAUAAAGGAACUUGCUAAAUACGAGGAGAUGGAGGAGAAAGUAAUUUUGACAGAGAAAGAUUUGCUGGAGGACGGAUUCGGAGAUCACCCGUUUUAUCACUGUAUCGUGGCUGAAGUCCCAGGAGAGCAGCAGAAAAGACAGCAUCAUGCAGUGAUUGGAUUUGCCAUGUACUACUUUACUUAUGAUCCUUGGAUUGGAAAAUUGCUCUACCUUGAGGACUUCUUUGUAAUGGAAGAAUACAGGGGAUUUGGAAUUGGGUCUCAAAUCCUGAAGCAUCUCAGUCAUAUGGCUGUGAAGACUCGCUGCAGCAGCAUGCAUUUCAUCGUGGCGGAGUCCAACAAGCCGUCCAUUGAGUUCUACAAGCGGCGCGGGGCCUCUGACCUGUCACUGGAGGAGGGCUGGCGGCUCUUCAAGAUCGACAAGAAGCACCUUCUCAAGAUGGCGGUGGAAGAGUGAGCGAGCCAGCACGCGACUGAGCUGGCCCGGCACCUGGCCGGUCGUGAACACAGGAGAAUCCCUCACAGGGUUCUCUGGCUCUGUGGGGCUUAACUUGUUCAUUGUCGUCAUUUAAUUGUCAUUUAAUUGUUAUUGUUUUGCAAAGACAUUUUUAUUAGGUAGUGACUAGAUUCAGUAACCAUCAUCUGUCAUGUUUUUAUUUGCCAUAGAAUCUUUCUGGAAUGAUUUUUAUAGUUGCUUUUAAAAUAUUUUAAAUCCUACUUAGUUACUUUAUCACACAUCCUACCCUAUCAGUGUGCUCUAGGGAGGGUUUUUCCAUAUAGUGCAUUGUACUAGAAAUAUGAUCAUUAGGUUGUGAAUAAAAAAAGCUUUUCUUGA
Messenger RNA from Alosa sapidissima (American shad), 1076 nucleotides. It is a transcript of the gene sat1b, whose product is annotated as spermidine/spermine N1-acetyltransferase 1b. Bases 183 to 698 code for a protein of 171 amino acids. Gene Ontology annotation, molecular function: N-acetyltransferase activity. NCBI's taxonomy places the organism in Eukaryota, Metazoa, Chordata, Actinopteri, Clupeiformes, Clupeidae. The transcript is spliced from 6 exons. The record is from RefSeq and is a predicted model, not a curated record.